AUGCUCAUCGGUCUCCGCUUCGACGCCACGCUGCCCGUGCGGCACCGGCAGCAGCUUGCGGCGGUCCCUCCGCCUCUCCUCAACGAGCAAGCAACCUGCGCCGAACUCGCCGCCUGGAUCGCCUCUGUCGCCGGCGUCGGCGUCGGCGGGUUGCCGGUCCUGUCCCUCGGUGGGCUGGUGGCGCCGCCGUCGCUUCCGGCGGCGCCCUUCCUCGCCCGCGCCGACGCGAGGGACCUCCUCAUCGACGUCCAUCCUCCGGACGACAACCUCUCGCUCCCAGCUGCGGCUGCCGCCUCCGCCGCCGCCGUCGCCGCCGUCGCCACCGCCGCCACCGCCGCCGGCGCCGGCGCCGAGGCUUCGCCGCAGGUGUCCGCGACGGCGGCGGCGUCGUCCAAGCGUGCGCGCCGCUCGUCGGCCGACGCCGCCGACGCGGGCGGAGCCUCAAAGGCCGCAGCCAAGGAGGAGCGGCGGAGGGCGCGCCGCCGGGAAAAGGAGGAGAAGGAGGCGAGGGAGGCGAGGGAGGCGAGGGAGGAGGCGAGGGGCGAGGAGGACGCGGGCAGAGGACUGGAGGUGUGA
Molecule: messenger RNA, 576 nt
Organism: Emiliania huxleyi CCMP1516
Lineage: Eukaryota; Haptophyta; Isochrysidales; Noelaerhabdaceae
Exons: 2
Coding region: 1-576 (191 amino acids)
Source: RefSeq, a predicted model, not a curated record